Centruroides sculpturatus (bark scorpion) is the source of this 2999-nucleotide messenger RNA. Its product is annotated as coiled-coil and C2 domain-containing protein 1-like. Gene Ontology annotation, cellular component: nucleus. Gene Ontology annotation, molecular function: DNA-binding transcription repressor activity, RNA polymerase II-specific; RNA polymerase II cis-regulatory region sequence-specific DNA binding. NCBI's taxonomy places the organism in Eukaryota, Metazoa, Arthropoda, Arachnida, Scorpiones, Buthidae. The coding region runs from base 1 to 2589 and encodes 862 amino acids. Gene Ontology annotation, biological process: regulation of transcription by RNA polymerase II. The record is from RefSeq and is a predicted model, not a curated record. The transcript is spliced from 27 exons.
AUGGCAGUUUCAGUUUCAAUUUUACAUUGUCAGACAACUGUUCUAGGUUAUUCAGACAUUACUUUGGAAGGUUUAAUUAAAUCUGCAAAAGCUGGCCGUGCUGUAAAUGAAGAAGAAAUUCCUCCACAAGUAGCCAUACCUAAGAAAAAAGAACCAGCAAAACCAAAUUUGAAAACAAACACCAUUACUCCGGAUAACUCACCAUUAGAAAAUAAAUUAGGAAUACAAGAAAAUACAGAAAAAAUUGAAAAUUUUAAGGAUUCAAAAGCUGUAACACCUGAGGAGAAUGAUAAAAUUAAAAAUUUUGUAGACACAAAAAUUCCAACAGCUGAUCCAGUCGAAAAUUCUGAGGUUACACUAUUAAAUCAACGAAAAAAUCAAUACAAAGCAGCAGCAUUACAUGCCAAAAAAGCUGGAGAUACCCAAUUGGCCAUAAAAUAUGUAAAAAUUGCUAAGCAAUUCGAUAAUGUAAUAACGGCUUUAGAGAGCGGACAACCGGUUGAUUUAAGAAAUAUGCCACCGCCACCACCAGGAUAUCAAGAAAAUAAAGCACCUAUAGCAAGGAGUGUCGAACCGCCUCAAAACGUUCCUCAAGUCAACGAAAACCUUCAGAAUUUAGCUAUGCAAAUGGCUGAAGAACCAGUUGACCCUAGUUUGUUCGGAGCACCUCCUCCUCCCAAAACUGUGAUGGAAGCUCUGAAUCAGCGUCUGGAGAAAUUUCGUAGUACUUUGGAAACCGCAAAGUCCGAAGGAAACAACAGUAAAGUCCGUCGUAUGGGAAGGAUCGUUAAGCAAUACGAAGAUGCAAUUAAACAAUAUAAAGCUGGUAAACCUGUAGAUUUUGAAGAACUAGCAACACCACCAGGUUUUGGACCGAUUCCCACUGAAGGAGCUCAAAAAGAGGCCACUUCUGUUGCUCCUAGCAGAAAUGCAGAGCCGUCGCCAGCUGCACGUAAACCCCAAGCUCCUCCGAGGAGACCUGCUCCGGCCAUUCCAAAUAGAUCUCCAAGCGAUAAGGCUAACAGUGCCAUAAAUACAGGAAGGAAUCCCAAAUUAAGUGCUCGAAGUACUUCAUUUGUGCUUGAUAAGCAGUUAAAUUUCUUACUUGAGCGACAACGCCUGUUUAAAAAAGCUGCUUUGGAGUCUAAAAAUAAAGGCGAUAUUCAACAAGCUAAGGAAUAUUUGCGGAUGAGCAAGGGUAUAGAACCAAUGAUAGAAGCGACACGAAACGGCUUACCGAUCGAUGCUACGUCCAUACCGACUCCACCUCAAAUACAAGAAGAUUAUGUUAUUGUCGAAAAAUCUGAAUGUGUUGCCAUAGGAGAAGGGGAAGACAGUGAGGAUUUGUAUUCUAGAUUAGAAACGGAUCUUGUAAAUCAAAUAGAAAUUUGUCAGCGAAAUAAAGACCAUUUUUUGAAACUUGGAGAUGUUUCUUCUGCUUCUAAAUUUGAAAAAUUGGCUCACGGGAGUCGAAAGGACUUGGACGUCGUUAAGCAUCUUCGAAAGUUGGGAGAACCUCUGCCACGUUUUCAUUAUGAAACGCGCCUGUUUUCUAUUGUGCAAUGCAAUACAGAUUUAAGUGAUACAGACUUUGAAAUUUCUGUGGAGAGAGGAAUUAAUUUGCCAGAUGAAAUUGAUGCAUUCAUUCAGCUACUUUCCAAAAAGACACUAUGCUUCUCCUCUUCGGAAGCCAAAGGUAUAGAACCAAUGAUAGAAGCGACACGAAACGGCUUACCGAUCGAUGCUACGUCCAUACCGACUCCACCUCAAAUACAAGAAGAUUAUGUUAUUGUCGAAAAAUCUGAAUGUGUUGCCAUAGGAGAAGGGGAAGACAGUGAGGAUUUGUAUUCUAGAUUAGAAACGGAUCUUGUAAAUCAAAUAGAAAUUUGUCAGCGAAAUAAAGACCAUUUUUUGAAACUUGGAGAUGUUUCUUCUGCUUCUAAAUUUGAAAAAUUGGCUCACGGGAGUCGAAAGGACUUGGACGUCGUUAAGCAUCUUCGAAAGUUGGGAGAACCUCUGCCACGUUUUCAUUAUGAAACGCGCCUGUUUUCUAUUGUGCAAUGCAAUACAGAUUUAAGUGAUACAGACUUUGAAAUUUCUGUGGAGAGAGGAAUUAAUUUGCCAGAGGAAAAGAGGAAGCAUGCAAGCGACUGCUCUAUUUUAUUUUGUAUAGGAAAGCCGACCGAACUGGAUUCUUUCGUCAAGGUCGAGUUUCCAUUCCCGACCGACAAUCCUCAAAAGGCUAAGACGCAUACUGUGAAAGAUACCAAUAAUCCUGAAUAUAAAGAAACAUUCAAAUUUAAAAUCGAUAGGAAAUCGAGGUCUUUGGCAAGAAUUUUUAAAAGACAACCUGUCAAAAUAGAAGUGUGGUCAAGAGGGGGAUUUUUCAGGAGUGAUGUACUCUUGGGAACAUUAAGUAUAAAACUGGCUGACCUAGAAAAAAAAUGUACCAUUCAUGAUAGUUUUGAGAUAAUGGACGGCCGCAAAUCUACCGGAGGAAAAUUGGAAGUGAAAAUGGGCAUUCGUGAUCCCCUGCUCGUGAAACAGGUGGAAGAAGUCAGAGAGAGGUGGUUAGUAAUCGGCAGCUAAUUCUUUGAUUUCUUUUAAUUAAUAGAUGAGCAUUUUAUCUUAGCGUCAUUUCGGAAAAUUGUACUUUUAAAGUGUCCUUAAUCAAAAAUGUAACUGCUGGAAACGUGAUUAUUGCAUAUAAAUCUGCCUUAAAUCUGUAAAUUAUGUAAAUUUAUUGUUUAAUAAUAAAUUGAUUUGUUAACUAUUAAAUGUAGAUAAAUAUAUAACAUUACUGUCUUUGUUAAAAGUGAGUAAAUGAUUAUAUGGAACAUAUUAAUAUAUUUACCUGUAAUUCUGGAUGACCGGUGUUUGAAUCUGAUUGGAUCCUGGAUACGUCAUGCCCCAUAAAUGGACCUGUAAAAAAACUAUCUAUAGGUCAAAAAGAAUUUAAAAGGAAAUUUGUGGUGUUAUUUCUGCUGGCUAGUUUUUUU